This is a messenger RNA of Salvia splendens (bonfire salvia), 826 nucleotides long. RefSeq lists its product as uncharacterized. The transcript is spliced from 3 exons. The coding region runs from base 241 to 684 and encodes 147 amino acids. Lineage: Eukaryota; Viridiplantae; Streptophyta; Magnoliopsida; Lamiales; Lamiaceae. The record is from RefSeq and is a predicted model, not a curated record.
CAAAUAUACUUAUAACGAAAAGCGUUUUAUCGUUUCGCCGACAUUUGGAAUAAUUAUCGUUUCUCUAUACUUAAAAUAUAGAGAAAUUGGAAUAAUUAUCGUUUCGCCGACAUUUGGCGUCACCUGAGCGACAACCAUGCAGUUGAAGAACAUUAUCGAGAAUUCUGAGACUUCCAAGUUGAUAACAGAGCAUCUGAACCAGAUUGAUGAGAAGCCUCUGCCCCAGAGAAUCCAGUCCCAAUGGAGCAACCUCAUCCUUCUAUUCCUGCGGAAGUAAAUAUGGAAGUUGCUAUUACUUGCAAUGAAGUUAUGCAGGCUGGAGGUUUUGGUGCUACUUAUGAUAGUGGUAUCAUGCUUCCAGCUGCCAGCGAUUGCACUGAACUUAUGGACCAUCUUCAUGAUGUUCACGGAUAUGAAGGGUCCAAGGAUGGCGACAUUAAAGCCACUGACAAAGUUGAAGAUGGUGUAACCCCUGAAGCUCAAGAGGCAGUAAAUAUGGAAGCGUCUUUCUUUUCUGAUGAUGUGAUACGGGCUGGAGGUUUUGGAGCUACAGAUAAUAUAAGCAGCUUUCUUCCUGUUGCAAGUGAUCAUACUGAUUUUGAGGAAAAUCUCCGUGAUGCUCGAGGUUAUGAAGAAUCCGAAGAAAAGAGCAGCCGGCCUGGCCUUGGCUGGAAGAGCGAAUGAGUCACUGUUUAGAUGUGAACCAAGUAGUCCAAAAAUUCAAAGAAGUAUGCACAUUCUAUCUAUCUACUAUUGUUCUUGGCUCUUGACGUCAGGUGAUGGCCGACUCUUUGAUCACUGUUGCACAUAAGCUAUUCCUCUUCGG